Messenger RNA from Cladophialophora immunda, 1515 nucleotides. RefSeq lists its product as uncharacterized. Gene Ontology annotation, biological process: transmembrane transport. Gene Ontology annotation, cellular component: membrane. The transcript has 6 exons. The coding region runs from base 1 to 1515 and encodes 504 amino acids. The record is from RefSeq and is a predicted model, not a curated record. NCBI's taxonomy places the organism in Eukaryota, Fungi, Ascomycota, Eurotiomycetes, Chaetothyriales, Herpotrichiellaceae. Gene Ontology annotation, molecular function: transmembrane transporter activity.
AUGACUGCCCCUCGAGAACUUCCAAUCACUUACGACCCUUCGGUUGAGAAGGGCGUCGAGAUACAUGCUGAACGGGCCGAAGACAUUAACGCCUUGUCCGACCCGGACGAAGGCAAGACGGACGAAGAGAGAAGAGCCAUCGACCGCAAAUUGAUGUGGAAAGUCGACAUGUGGAUUAUCCCAUGGCUUUCCUUCCUGUACCUGCUGUCUUUCCUCGACAGGACUAACAUUGGGAAUGCGCGGCUGGCGGGCUUGGAGGAUGAUCUCGGCAUGAAGGGACACGACUAUAACAAUGCAUUGACAGUCUUCUUUGUGAGCUAUGCUAUAGCAGAGGCUAUGACAAAUGUUCUUCUGAAGCGAUUGACGCCGCGAAUCUUCUUUAUGGGAAUUAUGGUACUCUGGGGAUUCAUUAUGACAAUGAUGGGUCUUGUGACAAGCUAUGGGGGGCUACUCGCUGCCAGAUUUUUCCUUGGUCUUGCGGAGGCUGGUCUAUUUCCAGGUGCUGCCUAUUAUCUGUCUUGCUGGUACCGGCGAGACGAGAUCGGAAUCCGAGCAGCCAUAUUCUUCUCAAUGGCGGCCCUAGCUGGAUCGUUUGGUGGACUUCUGGCCGCUGCCAUCUCAAAGAUGGACGGGGUGGGUGGUAAACCAGGCUGGGCAUGGAUCUUCAUCCUCGAAGGUAUCGGGACUAUGAUUGUCGGCUUCAUCACUUGGUGGAUGAUAUCUGAUUGGCCGGAUACCGCUCGGUUCCUCACAGAAGACGACCGACUUCGUCUCCGUCGCCGUUUGGCUAAGGAUAAACAGUCUUCAACCGCAGAAGCAUACGAUAAGCGCCAUAUCUUUGCAGCCUUUCGGGACUGGAAAACCUGGGGCUUUGGGCUCACACUGGUAGGAUCUGAGAUUGCACUUUAUGCGUUUUCCUUGUUCCUCCCAACCAUCCUCGCUGGGCUUGGGUACGCUGGGACGCAUGCUCAGUUACUCUCAGUGCCACCCUAUGCCUGUGCUGCGGCAAUUACCAUUUUCACUGGUUGGGUCGCCGACAAAACCAAGUGUCGUGGAUACUGCAAUAUGGCUGUCGCAACCCUCGGGAUCACAGGGUUUGUGAUGCUGCUAUCCACAGAAAAUCCUCACGUUCAAUACGCCGGCACAUUUCUGGCAGCUAUGGGCAUAUACCCGACAAUUCCUAAUAUCACCGCAUGGGUCGCAAACAACAUCGAAGGGGUCUACAAGCGAGGCGUCGUCAUUGGUAUUGUCGUGGGCUGUGGCAACAUCAACGGUAUCGUCAGCGCAAAUAUAUACUUAUCCAGCCAAAAACCCCGGUAUUGGACGGGCCACGGAACAGUGCUGGCAGCAUUGACGCUCUUCUUAUUUGGCGGUAGCGUUCUCAUGCAUGUGUUACUGAGAAUGGAGAACAGGAAGAGACUCUCGGGUAAGAGAGAUCGGAUGCAUGAAGGGAAAACGGUGGACGAGAUAUGGGUUGCAGGUGAUAAUAGGCCUGAUUUCAUCUAUACCCUUUGA